UUGUAUAGAUAUCCGAUUUCUAUUUUCUACUCGUGUGCCAACUCUUUUUCCUUUUGUGAUUGACAGAUACACAGAAUGUUAAAGGACUGACAUUUACUAGCUGGAACAUACGGGGCGGAAACAAUCCUGUGAAAAGAGCCAUGGAGAGCCUGGUGCAUUAUAGCAAUCCCCUCCAUCCCCUCUCAGUCUUGGGGCUUCUCAAUGAGCAGCGCCUGCGAGGCCAGAUGUGUGACGUGGUCCUGGUUGUGGGGGACCAGAGGUACCGGGCCCAUAAGAACAUUCUGGCUGCCAGCAGUGAGUAUUUCCAGACGCUGUUCACACGGGCCGACGCAGAGUCACUGAAAGUUGUGAACCUGGACUUCUGCGAGCCCGACGCCUUUGAGAUAGUUCUGAAUUACAUUUAUUCCUCCUCACUAUUUGUGGACCAAGGCAGCUUGGCAGCCAUCCAGGAGCUGGGCUACAGCCUGGGGAUCCCCUUCCUCACCAACAUCUUGUCAACAAGGCCGCAUGCAUCCUACUGUGUGUCUCGAAAAAGGAUUUCCUUCUCAGAGGGGAAUGAUAAUGAUGUUCAGACGAGUGUCAUUGUGCACCAAGUCCGGACUGACAGCUCCCUGAUGUCUUGCUCCAGUUAUCAGAGAAAUCUAGCAGAGAGGACAUCGCCACCCAGCUCAGGCUACAGCUCACGUGAAACAACAAGGACAUCUGAAUCCAUCACCAGAAAACCACCUGAACAGGGCGAUGCUUCUGAAAGGAAGACCACCUACGCAUACGCCUCCAUUGUCAAAGGAAACCCAUCAGACUUUACAUCAGUGAGACCGCAGCUGACAUCCUCAGUGUCUUUCAGUGAUGCUGAAAUGCAGCACGUCAGCCUGCAGCCAGACUCCGACCAUGACAAUAAAGAGGAGAGUGAGGAGCCACGGUUACUCUAUAACACCAAUGUGCCCCUACAGGGUCAAACCAGUAAACCAAAUCAGGCCAUUGACAGGAGCGGGCCACUCAUAAAAAGCCUGCUGCGGAGAUCCUUAUCCAUGGACAGCCCUGUUCCGGUCUUCUCGCCGACACUGGAACUCAAGGAGCUGCAAAACCGCGAGCAGUCAGUUGUUAAAAUGGCAUCCAAAGCAAUUGAGCGACAAUCAUCUGAUCACAACGGUGGUUCAAAAAUAUCACCUCCUCUGGUUCUCAGGUCAAAGUACCCCAGCAGUUAUGACAACGCAACUCAGGUGGAACGAGUGGUAAGUGUGAAAGAUGAGCCCAGCAGUCCACUCGCUGACCCCUCAGACAUUGUCCGGAUCACAGUCGAAGAAGCUCUGCCAGUCAGUCUCAAAGACUUCCAAACACAUUAUGACCCAAGUUCCAGGCCGGACAUUGGUUCUCUUGGGAAAAGAAAAGAGAGAGCAGACAACAGAAGGUACCCAUUUAAGAAGAAUAGAAUGUCUAAAGCACACCACCAAGAUAAGAGCUCGUCAGAAGAGGUGCCUCAGAAUGCUACGAUCGACUCCAAUGAAAACACAGAGGAGCAAUUUCAGAACAAGAUUUUCAAGUGCUGGAACUGUUUGAAGGUUUUUAGGUCUGGUGCUGGACUGCAUCGCCAUGUGAACAUGUACCACAACCCCGAAAAGCCAUACGCUUGUGACAUUUGCCACAAACGCUUUCACACCAACUUCAAAGUAUGGACGCACUGCCAAACUCAGCACGGCGUCGUACAGAACCCGGCUUCAUCCUCCACAUCCUCCGUACUGGACGAGAAACUGCAAAAGAAGCUGAUAGAAAUAGUGCGAGAGCGAGAAAUCAAGAAGGCCUUGCUUUGGAAGCUCAAGCGGAAUAAGCAGUCGGCUAUGCCCUCUACCACAUUUGCCAAAAAGAGAUUGAGGCCAAACUUUGUAUGUCCUUACUGUGGGAAGGCAUUCCUGUUCCAGUCUCAGUACAGGCAACAUUUGAGGACGCAUCCUGUUGAAGAAACUGAUCAGCACAAUGCAGCGGAGAGCGUCCUGUAUCAGGAGCAGGACAGUAUUUCUCAGCAGAAGAACACAGAUGAUUGUGUUUAUUCCUGCAGACUUUGUAACAUGAAGCUUUCUUCUCUCUUCGAACAAGGCGACCACGAGCGGGGCUGUCGCUACGCAACAGUAUGCCCUUACUGCGGUCUUCGAUUCUCAAGCCCAGCCGUCAAGAAAGACCACGAGGCACAUUGUAAAUUCAAAAAACUGACAUGCCUGGAGUGCAUGCGGACCUUCAAGUCCUCCUUCAGCAUAUGGCGCCACCAGGUGGAGGUCCACAACCACAACAUGAUGACUACUAAAGAGCAGAAGCAACAAGAGAGCAAUGAAGAAGUGCCUGAAAUGCUCAAAGAUGGGCCUUUUGGUGACGUGCCUCUCGCUACCGGGUGCUCGAGAGAAAACAUUAGUUACAGUGACUCAUCAGGCCCACCCAUCUACGAUUCCGAAGACUCCUCAUCCUGUGGGCCUGAGGAUCUGAGCAUGGGCCACUAUGGCAAGCUGGUAGUGAAAGAAGAGCCAAUAGAAGAGGCUGUGUGCGAGAGGGAAAACUUGGAUUCUGGCAGGACCGGGCUAGAGGACACCGGCAUGUGGCCGUGCGAGAAGUGCGGGAAUAUUUUUACGUCUCGCAAAGAUCUGGAACGACACACAGAGCUGCUGUGCCACAUCAAACCCUUCAUCUGUCACAUUUGCAACAAAGCCUUCAGGACCAACUUCCGCCUUUGGAGCCACUUCCAGUCCCACAUGUCGACUCCGAACGAAGCCGUAGCCAAAGAGGGUGACAGGCACCCUUCGCCGCAGUCCCCCUCCCCUCCCAUGACUCCUCACAACCUGGAGCACCGCUCUCCGCAGUCCUCUGUCCUCACAUCAUCUCAGAUGGUACCAGCAGCCGCCACAGCAUGCGAGGAGUCCAUCAACCCGGAGCUGUGUAGCUCCUCAGCGAGUAUGAGGCCUGAACUGGAACGACAGUCCAGCAGCCACAGCCCUCUGUCCAGGUCAAACAGCAUGGAGAAUCCAGGUGGGCCUCAGGAAGCGGACACGCUCUUUUACCACGCGCCCUCACUGUCUGCACUGACCUUUAAGAGACAGUACAUGUGCAAACUCUGUCACAGGACCUUCAAGACGGCGUUUAGCCUCUGGAGCCACGAGCAGAGUCACGGCAACAUGUAAGCAUUGGACACCUUCUCGUUUUUUUUUGUUUGUUUUUUUUAAUCAAACACCUCAGUCUGCAAACAAUUUGAAUGUAUCGCUUCUAUUGUGUCUCCACCGUACAGUGAAGUGGCCGUCGUCUUCUGAAGAGAACGAGCUGGAAUUCUCCCUUAGACAGAAAUAAUUAUAUAAAUCCCCCCGAUGACAUAUCUGUUUGAAUUUUUAGUUGACUAGUCUGGAUCGUUUUAGUUGUUUUUGAAAAACGAGGUACUUCUCUAUUUUUAAAAAAUGUCCAGUCGGGGGGCGGGGGCGAAUGGUUUUGAUGGAUUAUUGGAAAAGUGCAUUAAUUUGUGGAGGCUGCAAUUUCUUGGAAAUUUUGUGAAGGUUUUUUUGGGUGGCCCCUUUUCACAAUCAAAUGUUGUAAGAUAAUUAAGACCUCGGAUUCUAGUAAUAUUUCCAAAGUGGAUGUUUUGGAUAAUAGUUACAAGUUUAUACUGACGAAUUUUUGAUCUUUGGUUUUUUGUUUUUGUUUUUACUGUUUUAGUUAAUUAUUCUUUUUGUGGUUGACUGAACAAGACCUCCAAUGCAGGGGUGGAGGCAGGAAUUAACUUUUUUGGCGGGGGGGAGGGGGGUGUAACUAAAUGUUGCCAUCAUAUAGCAGUGGGCGGUGUAUUGCCUAGUUAUCCCUGUUCAAGGUUUAUACUCGGUUCAGGAUUCGCUAACCCCAGGUCAGAGUGGGGAAGUCUGUUGGAACAGUUAUUAAAGGCAUGUUUUUACUACUGUGCUGUCUGUGGUGCUUUUGGCCAAUGGAAAGAAACAGUGCAGAGGCUUUUUGACGCAGUGCCUCGAAACAGCUCAUCAUCUCUGCUGCACAGUGGGUUUCAGAUGUGACAAAGAAGAUUCCAGGAGUUUGAUGGCUGCAUUAAAACAAAUGCAAAUUGCCGCUAUGAUGAUCAAUUAUUUUCAUAAUUGAUCAGUUGUCAGGUUCAUAAAAUGGUGACAAAUGCCGACCAGUGUUAUCCAAAACCCAAUAUGAUGCGUUCAGUUGUCUUUGUCCACAGCCCAGAAACAUUCCAUUAACUGCCAGAAAGCAGAAAUCAAACUAGUAAAAUAAGCCAGAAAAUAUUUAGAUUUCAGAAUCUGAAUCAGGGAAUUUGGGUUUUUUUAUGACAAAAUGAUUAUUCAGAAUGGCUGUCUAUCAAUUUUAUAGUUGCUUAAUAAUCGAUUAAUCAUCGCUAAUGGCGAUUAAUUGCAAGCACAGAGAAAUGUAUGCUAUGCUAGUGGCUUCUUCUAUGCUGUGAUUUCUGGUCCUAUAUGUGCUGCUGCCCCCAGUGGCCAAGAAAAGGAGAGCAGAGAUGGUGUUGAUGUUCUGCAGUACAGUAGUAAAUCAAACUAAAGAAGGUUGUUUGAAUGUUUAAAAAAAAAAAAAAAUACAUGU
Molecule: messenger RNA, 4578 nt
Organism: Thalassophryne amazonica
Lineage: Eukaryota; Metazoa; Chordata; Actinopteri; Batrachoidiformes; Batrachoididae
Gene: zbtb21
Product: zinc finger and BTB domain containing 21
Exons: 2
Coding region: 141-3161 (1006 amino acids)
Biological process (GO): regulation of transcription by RNA polymerase II
Cellular component (GO): nucleus
Molecular function (GO): DNA-binding transcription factor activity, RNA polymerase II-specific; protein binding; RNA polymerase II cis-regulatory region sequence-specific DNA binding
Source: RefSeq, a predicted model, not a curated record